CCUUUUCAUAUGUCAAUCAGUAAUUUAGCAAUUGUUUUUCUUUUUUUUUUCUAAUUACAUACCCUCUAAAUUGCUAUAAAUACAUUUGUUUAUCGACUUGGAAUCGCAGUAUACUGUGCUUGGUAUGGUUAUUUUACAGAUAAACAAUGCGUAAAUAUCACCAGCUCUUAUUGGUCGUAAUUUCUUGUAUAAGCAUAAUUGUCUUGCUUACAUACAAAAACGAAAACACACGUUUGAAAGAUGUCCUGAAUGCCGUGAACUUCUUUAGUCGGAAAGAUGCGGCAGAGUUACGAUUAAUAAGUAAUUUCACCUGGACGGAUGAUGGCAUAAUUGAUUUUAAUCGCCCGAUUCCGGUCUGGCAGCUAAUUGGGGACUCCUUUCACGCCUAUGCUUCAUUCUGGCAUCGCAACGAACUUGUCUCUUCAGGUGGCGAAGUUUUAUCACUGGUAACUGCAUCGGUUGGCGCUGUAGUAAAUUUUCGAUGUAGCGCACAUUAUGGAGGACACUUUUCGCAAGGCAAGUUUCGUUUUCAGCACUUGGGUCAAGAAAAAGAUAAUGGCGAUGUUGUAUUCAAAACUUAUAUAUUUUACUGUCGCCUCAAAAAUGAUAUAGGGGCACCCAAAACCAUUGUUUAUGCAGACCAAAAUGAUAAGAUCAAUGCGAAUCAUAUGCUUCGUUUACGUCCUAUUAAAAAUGGUCAAGUAGGCAACGUGCCGCAAACACAACUAGCGAUUUGUCUGGAUUUAGUAACGUUUAAUAUAAGCAGUAACUUCGGGAAAAAUGAUGCGCAUUUGUUGGAAUUUUUUCUACACCACUACGUCCUAGGCAUCAAUCAGUUUAUCGUUUACAAUGGCGAUGAC
Molecule: messenger RNA, 860 nt
Organism: Rhagoletis pomonella (apple maggot)
Lineage: Eukaryota; Metazoa; Arthropoda; Insecta; Diptera; Tephritidae
Exons: 1
Source: RefSeq, a predicted model, not a curated record